AUGGCACCAGUCCAGCUCGACACAGCGCACUACAAUGCGCGCAUGUCACUCAUCUACGACGCUUGGUCGUCCGCGAGCGAUUUUGAAGAGUACAACUCGAUGAGCAAUCUCGAUGCAUUGUUCCUCAUGUCAGGAGAUCAUGCGGAGGACGAGGUUCCGCGUAAAACCUCGGCAGUGCAGACUUGGCUAUUCGGUUACGAAUUCCCCUCUACGUUCAUCCUGAUGCAAAAGAACAAGGUUACAUUCUUGUGCUCGGGUACAAAAGCGAAAAUCCUCGAGCCUAUCCGCACUUCCCAACCUAAUAUUCCUGUGGAGAUUCUUGUACUACCGAAAGCAAAGGACGCUGCCGCUGCAAACGCCCAGGACGUGAUGAAGGCAUUCGUGGGCCUGUUAUCGAGUGCGCAACGCGUCGGAACGCUGUCCAAAGAGGAGCACUCUGGAAAGGUCAUCAACGAUUACAAGGCAGCGCUCAGUGCGUCUGGUCAUACCUUUGAGACGGUCGACAUUGCGGUUGCAUUGGGAGCAGCUAUGGUCAUCAAAGACGAAGAAGAGCUUAAAAUCAUCCGAACGACUUCAAACCUUUGCAAUACUCUUCUCUCUGAAUACGUCGUGCCCAAGCUCGAAUCGAUCAUUGACAAGGAGAAGCCAACUCCGCACGCGACGUUGGUUAGCUUGAUAGAACAUCGUCUUGGGGACAAUGAGCGACCUGCCGACAUGAAACUGUGGAGCAAGGGGCGAAACUUGACCGACGUGGAUUUCCCAUCAGUCGAGUUUGUCUAUGUGCCACAGAUCCAGUCGGCUGGAUCCGGCUUCAAUUUGAAGCUCUCGAGUGAACCAUCGUCUGCAAACAUUGCGUUCAAGGGCGUUCACAUUACGUCCAUUGGCCUCAAGUACAAGGGAUAUUGUGCCAACGUCUCCCGAACAUAUAUCGUCGACCCCACUUCACCGCAGGAAGCCCUCUAUGGACUGGUUGUCGAGAUUCAUAAAGAGGUCAUUGCGAAACUCAAGGAGGGCGCCGUCGCUCGCGACGUGUACAAUCAUGCUCUGAGCAUCGUGAAGCAGAAGAGGCCAGAGCUGGAAGGAAACUUCCUAAAGAACAUUGGGCAUGCGAUGGGUCUGGAGUUUAAGGAGAGCGCCUAUGUACUUUCGGCCAAGAACGGCAGGGUUUUGCGUACUAACAUGGUAUUCAAUCUUACCAUUGGAUUCCAAGAUGUCAAGGAUGAAAAGGGGCCGGCCUACACCGUUCAUAUUGCGGACACGGUCAAGAUUGGGCAAGAACGAGGCGUUUGUUUGACGGAUGUCGCACGCGAUGCAAAGGAAUGCAUGUUCUUCUUCCAGAACGAAGAAGAGGUCAAGCCAAAGCCCAAGGCACCAAAGCAAGAGUCCCCCAAGAAGAGCAAGAUUGUUGGAGGAAAGGCGCUUCGAACUGCGACACGGAGCGGCGGAGGCGCCGAAGUAGCUCAGAACGUCAGGACAAAGAUAUACCCUCACCAGGUGGAACUACACGCGAAACGGCAGGCUGAUGGCCUCGCCCGCUACGAGUCUGGAGGUGGUGCUGGUACUGGUGCCGAAACGAAGUCGUGGAAACGAUUUAUCAGCUACAAAGGCGAAGCGGCGCUGCCUGCUGAAUGCUCGGAGCCAAAGGUUGCUACUGGCUAUUUAUGCAUUUGGAAUGCCUUUGACACUUUCCAGAUUUACAUUGACAAGAAGGCUCUGACUGUCGUUUUGCCAAUCCAUGGCUACGCGGUGCCCUUCCACAUCAACACUAUCAAGAAUGUUAGCAAGAAUGACGAAGCGGAAUAUGUCUAUCUGCGCAUCAACUUCCAGACUCCGGGUCAACUGACUGGGAAAAAGGAGGAUACACCUUUCGAAGAUCCUGAGGCUACCUUCAUUCGCUCUUUGACUUACCGAUCCUUGAACCGAAUGCGUUUCGAUACACUCUUUGCGUCGAUUCAACAGCUGAAGAAAGAUGUCAACAAGCGCGAGCAGCAGAAGAAAGAGAUGGCAGACGUUGUCGAGCAGGAUAGAUUAGAGGAGCUCAAAGGCAAACCCCAAAGACUGCCGGAUGUGUUCCCGCGUCCAGCUUUGGAUGGCAAGCGUCUCCCUGGAGACGUCGAAAUACACCAUAACGGUCUUCGUUAUACUUCUAUGGGUAAUCAGCGCGUCGACGUCCUGUUCUCAAACAUCAAACACCUAUUCUUCCAACCUUGCGACAACGAGCUUAUCGUCUUGAUUCAUUGUCAUUUGAAGGCCCCAAUCAUGAUCGGCAAGAAGAAGACAAAGGACGUUCAAUUCUACCGCGAAGCCACGGAUAUGCAGUUUGACGAGACAGGAAAUCGCAAACGCAAGCAUCGAUAUGGUGACGAAGACGAGAUCGAGAUGGAGCAGCAAGAACGCAAACGACGUGCACAGCUCAACAGAGAGUUCAAGGCUUUCGCAGAGAAAAUCGCUGAAGCCGCCACCGAGUUCCUUGGGGAGCCUCUGGAGCUGGACAUUCCCUAUGGCGAGCUAUCGUUCGAAGGUGUGCCGUUCAGAACCAACGUCAAGCUUGCGCCUACAAUGGAUUGCCUGGUCUACCUGACGGACCCUCCGUUCCUCGUUGUUACCUUGUCCGAGAUUGAAAUGGCGUCCUUGGAACGCGUUCAGUUUGGCCUCAAGCAAUUCGAUAUGGUCUUCGUGUUCCGCGAUCUCACCCGCGCACCACUGUCCAUCAACUCGAUACCAAGCUCACAACUCAAUAAUGUCAUGGAAUGGCUGAACGACGUCGAUGUUCCGAUCGCUGAGAGUCAGAUCAACUUGAAUUGGGGACCCAUCAUGAAAACCAUCAACGAGGAUCCCGCCGAGUUCUUUGCAGGUGGCGGUUGGGGCUUCCUAGGCAUUCCUGGGCAGCCGGCUGACGAGGACUCCGAGCAAUCCGAGGAGGAAUCAUCGUAUGACCAAAGCUCUGAAGAAUCUGAAGAAGAGGACAGUGGUAGCGAUUUUGAUGACAGCGACGCCAGUGACGACGACGAUGAGGACAUGUCUGGAGACGACUCGGGAGGAGAUUGGGACGAGAUGGAGGCAAAGGCUGCCAAAUCCGAUAAACGCAAAGCCGAUAAAGGGCGCGGUCGUGGCUCCGAUUCAGACGUCCCCAAGAAGAAAAAAGCGAGCGGUGGCAAAUCAGGUCGCUAA
This is a messenger RNA of Serendipita indica DSM 11827, 3171 nucleotides long. The record is from the annotation of a GenBank genome assembly. NCBI's taxonomy places the organism in Eukaryota, Fungi, Basidiomycota, Agaricomycetes, Sebacinales, Serendipitaceae.